UUACAUAAUUCAUCUUUAUAUCAAGAACCUUCCAACUGUGAACUGGCGGGGUCAGCAACUCACCCAUGGCAGGUCUGAAACAUUUCAAAUCUCUGACCGCCUGUCACCAGGGCAAUCAUACUUUUCAACAGCACCUUCGGCCCAGAUGCAAUAGUGAAUCUCAGGUACAGCCCAGAUAUCGCAGCACACAAUUCUCACGGAAGUGACCACAGGCUUCCUUUAAACCAUCACAUCUGAACUAUACUUUGGAGAUAAACUGGGCUCAGCUCCAGGUGACUUCGCGUUCAGUAUUACGUUCUUGACUGUCCCGAGAAAGGAUUGCGAAGCCCGUGUCUUGAUCCAAAUUACAAUGAGACACAAUUAUGCGCAGCGGGACAAGUCGAACAUCAUCAUAUUUUCCCAUGUAAUACAUCCCGGGUCCAAAUGUGAAGGCAAACCCACCCUUUAUAGACUAGUUGCCAACUUGGGGUUUCUGUAGAUCACAAUGAGCACAAUGCAAUAAGUAAAGCAACUGAAAUGGAUUACGGAAGCACUUAUAACGGUUCUGUACUUUGUAUCGCAAAAGCUGGUAUCCCAUGCCCUGUAUUUUGCGAGCUGGAAUUCGCUAUCCUCCUGAUCUAUAUUUUUUUCUGAAGUAGCAGUUUCCUAAGCCUCGGGAGAAGACCGGUCAGAAAUCUAUCUCGUGCUAUCCCUUUCGGAUAGCUACACUUCUGACCAACAAUGGGUUAAAGAUUUUUGGCCAGCGUCACUGAAACAGGCGGAGUCAGAGGGAUGGCACAAUCUACACAAUGAAAGAUGAACUUUGUGUGAACUAAUUUAACUGACCAAGAGAUACAAGUUCCUGAAAAUGAAAGUGCGAAAGUACGGCUACAUCUACAAGACCCAUCUGUUCGGGAAUCCGACGGUGCGGAUCAUGGGAGCCGAGAACGUGAAGCAGAUCCUAUUGGGAGAGCACAAGCUGGUCUCGGUACAAUGGCCCGCCUCGGUGCGGACCAUUCUGGGAGCCGGCUGCUUGUCAAACUUACACCAUUCGGAGCACAAACACAGGAAGAGGGUGAUCUUGAAAGCCUUCUCGCGGGAAGCUCUGCAAAAUUACAUCCCGGUGAUGGGCGAGGAGAUCCGGGCCGGCGUCCGGCGGUGGUUGGACAGCGGCUCCUCUGUGCUGGUCUACCCCGAAAUGAAGCGUCUCAUGUUCGGCAUCGCGAUGCGGAUUCUGCUGGGCUUCGAACCGACACACACCAGCCCGCAAACUCAACGGGAGCUCAUCCAGGUCUUUGAGGAGAUGAUCCGCAAUCUCUUCUCCCUGCCCAUCGACGUGCCGUUCAGCGGCUUAUAUCGGGGACUGAAGGCGAGGAAUGUGAUCCACGCGAAAAUCGAGGAGAACAUCAGGAAAAAGGUGGCGAGACGCGAAUCCACCGGGCAAUUCAAAGAUGCUCUGCAACUUCUGAUUGAGCAGAGUGAGCAACCCCUGCGUUUACAGGAGCUGAAGGAGUCCGCUACCGAAUUGUUAUUUGCAGGACAUGAGACGACCGCCAGUACCGCUACUUCCGUGGUCACCUUCCUGGCUUUACACCCGGAGGUACUACACAAGGUCAGGAGGGAACUACAGGAGCAGGGAUUACUAAACAGCGACGGCACAGAGAUCACACACAUCACCAUGGAACUGCUCGAACAACUGAAAUAUACCGGAAGCGUUAUUAAAGAAACUCUUCGGCUCAGCCCCCCAGUCCCCGGAGGAUUCCGCGUGGCCCUAAAAACCUUCGUGAUAAAUGGAUAUCAGAUACCUAAAGGCUGGAAUGUUAUUUACAGUAUUUGUGACACACAUGACGUAGCAACAAAUUUCUCAAAAAAAGAUGAGUUUAACCCAGAUCGCUUCAUGGAGGGCUGCUCAGAAAAUGAUUCCUGCAGAUUCAGCUACAUUCCUUUUGGAGGCGGCUCCAGGAGUUGUGUGGGCAAAGAGUUUGCCAAGAUUCUCCUCAAGAUCUUCACAGUGGAGCUCGUCAGGGCUUGUGACUGGGAACUUUUAAAUGGGCCUCCUACCAUGAAAACCAAUCCCACCGUGUAUCCAGUGGACAACUUGCCCACGAAAUUCACACCAUUCCCGUACAACAUAUGACCUGUAUUCACAACCCUUGGGAACUCUGUAGAUUAACAUCAAUAACCAGCAUCUAGAUUUGCGUAGAGUCUACAGAUAUUUCAGUGUCAUUUUAGUCAGGAUACCAAUCACAAAAUAGCCUUCAGGAAGACAACUUGUUGGAUUCAUUAAAACAAAAAAGCAGCUUUGAGAUGAUUUUCACAAAAUGUAAUUUUAUCCAGAUUGUGCAGUUGAAAACAUUUCCUACACAAAACAAUUAUAAAUUUUCCUGCCCAGUGACGUGAGUCAAACUGUUUCACGCACUUGUAUUUUAAUUGUUGUUUGUUAAUUCUGUAAAUAAGCUAUUCUGAUUUGUAAUCUCAAACUAUUGCUUUUAGGUUAUGGAUUAUUUAAAUACAUUGUAGUUUUGUAAUGCAACUGCUAAUUUAUGUUGAAUCUUUGAAUGUAAAUAUUAUAAUUUAAAAGAACUGGCAGCCUGACAAACAUUGCAAGUAUAUUUCAAGCACUAUGCCAUGAAUCAAGUGAAUACAUGGUGAGGGAUAAUAGGUGUAUCCAUCCUUUGAAAUUUUUAAAAACAAGACUGCACGCAAUAAAGACUGAGAAACAC
Stegostoma tigrinum is the source of this 2702-nucleotide messenger RNA. RefSeq names its product cytochrome P450 26A1 (gene cyp26a1). Gene Ontology annotation, biological process: sterol metabolic process. Bases 848 to 2116 code for a protein of 422 amino acids. Lineage: Eukaryota; Metazoa; Chordata; Chondrichthyes; Orectolobiformes; Stegostomatidae. The record is from RefSeq and is a predicted model, not a curated record. Gene Ontology annotation, molecular function: heme binding; monooxygenase activity; oxidoreductase activity, acting on paired donors, with incorporation or reduction of molecular oxygen. The transcript is spliced from 7 exons.